Messenger RNA from Penicillium alfredii, 186 nucleotides. RefSeq lists its product as uncharacterized. The coding region runs from base 1 to 186 and encodes 61 amino acids. The transcript is spliced from 2 exons. NCBI's taxonomy places the organism in Eukaryota, Fungi, Ascomycota, Eurotiomycetes, Eurotiales, Aspergillaceae. The record is from RefSeq and is a predicted model, not a curated record.
AUGGCUCUCCCUGGCCGCACAGCUGCUACGCUCCUGAAUGGCUAUGGUGGCAAGCAGGGCCAGUUCCGCUUCACCAACCACGAAGGUCUGAGCGUGUAUGCUCAGUUCGACGUUACCGACAAUGGCGAUGUGUUCAAUAUUCCUGGAGAUGAUUCUGCAAAGCUGCCGCCAGUGCCUGAGUACUAA